Molecule: messenger RNA, 2381 nt
Organism: Papaver somniferum (opium poppy)
Lineage: Eukaryota; Viridiplantae; Streptophyta; Magnoliopsida; Ranunculales; Papaveraceae
Product: U5 small nuclear ribonucleoprotein 40 kDa protein-like
Exons: 7
Coding region: 375-2006 (543 amino acids)
Molecular function (GO): protein binding
Source: RefSeq, a predicted model, not a curated record
UUCAGUUGCAAGAUUAGGCGCGUCUACUUAUAUCAUCUUAAAAACCGAAGAAUAGCAGUUUUCCUUUUAAAACCACGACGACGACGAACAAAAACCACCCAGUGGGUAGUUAAACACUUAAAAACUGUCCGUCGGUCCUUUUAUUCACUUUCUGGCUUCUUUUUCUAGUGUUAUUAUGUUUAUGGGGUUUUGGAUUUUUAGGUUUUACAGACGGUGCAACUUUCUGCGCACCAUUCUAGUUCUAGGGUUCCUUGCAUUAGUCUAAAUACGGUAGAAAAUAAAAUACGAAAUUUCUGUAAAUUGGGUUUGUAUAUUUAGAGGGAGAACAACGAAUUGAAGAAUAAAAGAGAGAUUUUUUUGUUUAGAAAAGAAAAAUGAAAUCCAUUCUUAAGAAACCCAAAGUGGAGACAGAAGAGUUGGUUGUGGAAGAUAAUAGAGGAGCAAAAGAUGAAAGAGAUGAUGAACACGAAGAAGCUUUGGUUGCCCUUAUUGAACACAGAACUAAAGAAGUUGAGCACUUGAAGAAGAAGAUACUUUAUUACAAGUCUCAGCUUGAACAAACUGAACAGAAGUUAAAUGAUUCAAAAGCUACCCUGGCUAAGCUCCGGUCUCGGGAUAACUUAGUUAGCUCUAAGAAAUUACUGACAAAUGGUAAUAUUAAUAUGAAGGUGGAGUCUAAAACGUCGACCUCAGCCCAUCCUGAUGAAAGCCAUUCACACAUUCAGACACAGUCAAAGCCCCAGCUUAUUAUUCCUGCUGUCCGUCCCAAAAUUGCUCAGCCUGUACAAUUCACAGAACCCAACACAAGAGUUUCAGCCCGCUCUGAAAAUAGAGCUAGUACAUCAUUUGCUACAAAUUCUAAUAGUAACGAGAAAGUAAAAGGAGAUGCAAUUGGUAGGCCAUCUUCUGAGCUGGAAGUAGUUGAAUCCAAAGGGACAAAAAGGAAAUUCGAGCAAAAAGAACACACAGAAUUGAUCCCCUUGAUACAGAGCUCAGAAUCUCCAUGCCUACUACGUUGUCAAUCUGGUUUACACAUCUCUAGUCAACAUAAAAGAAAAUUGAGAAGUCUCGUUUUGAAUCCGUUUAAUGAUCAGCUCUUUGUGACAAGUGCUUUGGAUGGGGUCGUUAACUUGUGGCAACUUCAGGGCAAAGGAUCCAGUGCAUCUUUACUUAGUAGUACAGAUUGUAUAUCUCCUAAGAGGAGAUGGCCUGAAGAUAUAACCUGGCAUCCACGAGGAGAUAGUCUAUUUUCUGUUUAUACAGCUGAUGGCGGGGAUUCUCAGAUAUCAAUCUUAAAUCUCAAUGCAACUCAAGAGAAAAAAAGAGUCACUUUCUUAGAGGAGAAACCUCACGUCAAGGGCAUCAUCAACAGUGUCAAUUUUAUGCCAUGGGAAGAUGUAUGUUUUGCGACUGGUGGGAGUGAUCAUGCUGUGGUGCUUUGUCGAGAAAAAGAUGGUGAAAGCUCAUGGAAAUCGAAGGCGUUGCACAGGAACUUGCAUUCCUCUGCUGUGAUGGGUGUUGCUGGAUUGCAGCACAAGCAAGUAAUCUUAUCCGCUGGAGCCGACAAGAGAAUCAUUGGUUUCGAUCUGGUGACAGGGAGAACUUACUUUAAGCAUCAAAUAGAAAAUAAAUGCAUGAGCGUUUUGCCUAAUCCUUCCGAUUUCAAUCUUUUCAUGGUGCAAACUGGGGCUCCAGGAAAGCAACUUCAACUGUACGAUAUCAGGUUAAGGCAGACCGAGAUUCAUGAAUUUGGGUGGAAACAAGAAAGCAGUGAAUCACAAUCAGCUUUGAUAAAUCAAGCUUGGUCUCCUGACGGUUUAUACAUAAGUUCUGGUUCAGCAGAUCCAAUGAUUCACGUCUUUGAUAUCAGGUUUAAAGGUAACAAACCAUCACAAUCUAUCAAAGCUCAUCAGAAACGAGUCUUUAAAGCAGUAUGGCAGAAUUCUCAUCCUCUUCUCAUUUCCAUAUCUUCGGACCUUAAUAUUGGAUUGCAUAAGAUUGGGUAAAAUAGCAAAAUGUAGCUUUUUUUACACCUCAUUUUGUUCCUCGAAAAAAAAAGAAAGAUGAAGAAGAAACACUACUGUGUUUGCCAGCACAUAAAAUAGAGAGAAAAACCAAACCCAGUAUUUAUUGUGGUCUGGUGAGACAAAGAAAAAGCAGUAAUACAACAGUUAACCUGUAACUUGGAAAUAGUGGAUUUUGUCCUCUUUUUUUUUGGGCAGUUGUAACUUAGUCGGAUUUUGGGGUUUUGCAUCCUGUGCAUGCAUUUAUGUCUCUUUCGUAUUCGCAUCAAUGUUCUAUUCUCCUUUUUGGCUGGGGACAUAAAAUCUUGUACGAAUCUUGUCAACGAACUUUAGCAAUUGGAACCAUGGCUCCUUUCU